GGGGCGUAUUCGUCAUGUUGAAGGAUUGGAUAAAAAUCGAACUUGCUUCGAGCUAACGCUUGAAACUGAGUGAAUAUAUUUAACGCGGUAUUCGAAGACUCGAGAUUAUCCGAACAGCAUCAAACAGAUCUAAUAUUUUCGUGAUCUCUCUGGUCAUUUCGUAUCCACACAGCAGCUGACCGUGUGAACUGAAUAUACGUCCAAUCGACGAAUUCGAGUGUGAAUUGGUUGGCCCGAAUCGAAGAUUGCAGUCAACGCUCGUACAACUAAUUGGCAUGAAAUAAUCAUGCAUUUGAUUCCCGAUACAAAUAACGUGCUUUUACAAGACAUUACGGUACACCGAGAACGGUACGAUAAGAGAAGUAACUCGAUAAAACUAGUAGAAACGAAUAUCAGCGAGUUGUUUGUGAAAUCAUUCGGAGAUUAGACAAAAUGACAACGUAAUCACCAUUGACAUGACCACGCGGGUCAUACGAAAAAAUAGUGGAACGGAGCGGUCGCGGGAGGGGACCGCCCUUGACGACUUCUCGAUCGAGUGAAGUGCACGCGCGCUCUGCUUGUUUUGCGACGAAAAAUUAAGAAAAAAAACAAUGAAUGAGAAAAUUUAUUCUGUACGAGUCUGUACGAAUGUUAUCCUUUUUUAAUCAAUUGAAUGUGGUACUUUUAUGAAUUCAGUUUAAUUCUGAUAUGUAUAUAGGUUUUGAAUAUAAUUGAAAUAAUUUUUUUCAUAACUUCACUUUUGUUUAAAAUUUUCGGGUUGGGGUCGAAUGAGCAAUAGACCAAAUAGUGGGCACGUAGAAAAUGUCUUACUUUGGAUUGCAUCAAUUGUGACAGCAACAACGAUGAUUAAAUUUCCAGGAUCUCAUUGAUAUCUUCUGUUUUGAUAGAAUUUUAAUUUACGUCUAGUCAACAUUGAAACAUUGGUUCGACUAGAAUUUCAAACUGCUCAAUUCGCUCCAUACCCAUGCUGACUCUCUUGACUUGAACGGCUGUAUCUCUUAAAUGCGAUCUGCUGGAAAUAAAUUACUAUGGACAUUUUUGGAAAGGGUUAAAAUACUUACCCACCGGUACGCAUAACAAACCAUUGAGACAUAUCGUUAAGGAACUAUGACCGGUCAAGUGAAAAAUUGCUCAACUAGCCCCGCCUUAGCCAACGCCAUUUCGCCGUUACAGUGGGGGAAUAAUUUGGUUCGAAAUCAAAAUGUUCGACUAAAAGUUCAAGUAAAAUACCUACAGUUUAUUCCCAAUAUUAUAAAUACAAGCUUUCAUAUCUUCGGUAAACUAUGAAAUAGGCAAGAAGUAAAAAGUACAAAUUCAUUCCACUAACAUCUUAUCGAACGGGCAGAACUAUAAAAGUCGCGGAAGUUAAAAUUCUCAAUUUAGUCAGACUCGGUUUGGCAAGAUUCGAACUCCGCCAGCUCGGCACUCACUGAUUAUUAUUGUAAGUGCUAUGGAGUGUAAGACAGCGCGAGUAUUCCGAUUGUGUAGCGUGCCCAAACAGAUCCUCUGGCUACAAUGGACCGCGGGAUUUGCAGGAAUGUUGAUGCUCUUCGUGAUGGGCCUCAAAGUCGGAUGGACCUCUCCGUUCAUGGCUCGUUUGGUAGCGGAAGAUUCGGUACUACCGUUAACUGCUGGCGAAGUGUCUUGGGUAGCGUCUCUUCUGAAUUUCGGUAGAUUCUGCGGUUCGCUGCUGGGCGGUUUUUUCGUCGAAUAUCUGGGUAGUCGGCGAACGUUGAUCGGCCUAGGAUUUCCAUUGAUAUUGGCUUGGAUCUGCAUUAUAUCAGCGAACUCGGCGACGUGGUUAUACGUGGCUCGGAUAGCUGCCGGCUCGAGUCUCGGCAUGGCGUUCAACAGCUUUCCUCUGCUUCUGGGUGAAAUUUCUAGUCCGUCGAUACGGGGCACCCUCGUGGCCUUCGUUAUAACCGGAAUGCCUCUGGGUACGAUGAUAGGAGUAUUGAUGGGUCCCUACCUCUCGAUGCAAGUAUUUUCCUACAUAGGCCUCGUGCCGACCGUCAUAUUCAUCGUUCUGUUCUGGUGGCUGCCCGAAUCUCCUCACUAUCUCCUGAAGCACGGAAGAAUCGAAGAAGCAGGGAAAUCGAUUGAACGGUAUAAUCCCUACGCGGAUCGCGAGGAGGAACUCAAAAGUCUCAAGGAUUUUCUAUCGUCUAACGGUAAUUUAACGUUCAGAGAACGUUUGCGAGAAGUUAAUCUCCCGAAAAAUCGAAGGGCUAUAUUACUGAUGCUAGCUCUGUACUUCUUCAUGCAGUUCAGUGGAGUAAACUCGGUGAUGUUUUACACAGAAACCAUAGUUAUCAGAGCCAAGGUUAACGUAAUCGACCCGUCCUCGGUGGUGACUUUGUUUGGUACAUUUUCGGUCGUGUCGAGCUUGCUGUCGAUAUUCGUUGCCGACAAAUUGCCGCGUAAGGUGAUUCUGAUUAUAGCGAGUCUCGGCGUGGGCGUUUCCCUGCUCAGUCUGGGCAUUCAUUUCGAACUUUUGGACAGAGGUUGCGAUCCAGCUUCGCUGCAGUGGCUGCCGAUCGCAUCCUUGAUGGGUUUUGUGUUUUUCUUGUGCAACGGUCUGGUCUCCAUUCCGAGUACGAUUUUGAGCGAGAUUUUCACGCAAAAUGUGAAGAGCGUCGCGGUCUGUGUGGGCAACGUGUCGGUAGGCAUCUUCGCCUUCAUAGCAACGGGGACUUAUCUGCCGUUGGUGGACCUCAUCGGAGAGGCCUACGUCUACUGGGGGAACGUAGUGAUUUUGAUAGCCUGCGCGAUAUUUACUAAGCUCGUUGUACCGGAAACAAGGGGCAAAACUUUACAAGAAAUUCAAGAAGCCUUCGAUAAAAAGUAAAUCACAGAUAACAAGAUAUUUACUACGACUGACUAGAAAAUUAUAACACGUUUAGAUUAAGAAGUUGAUUGAAUUUCAACGUUUUCGAUUGAAACGCCGAUGAGACGCGAUCGCGCUUAUUCCUAGUUGGGUGGCAAAGACCGCGGGUGAUGAUCUAUCUAUUAAAUGCCUCGCAGCACAAUGGAUAUCCUACAAGUGUGCGUGAACAAUAAAUUAUUUUACGUAACCCGUUACGUAAUUUUCCUACUCUACAUUAUCUCUAGGUGUAAUUAAACCUCUGUAGGCUUGACAAAUUAUGCUCGGUAAUUCAUCAUGCUAUUUCAAAGUACCUGGUUCAACGAUGUAUGAAUCAUAGAGGCGAAUAAUCCUGAAAUGUAUGAAUAAAUUGUGGCGUCCGAUCAUUUGUUUUAUAGUUUUUAAGGGCGCGAUUCGAAGAGAAAUGGGAGGCUGGAUUGAGAAAUACAUCGGCACGGAAGGCCAUUUCUUUCAAGGGAUCCCAAAGAUUCCGAUGCGGAAAUGGACAGUGUCCGAUUAUCGGCAUAUUUGAGUGUCGUUUCUAAUCGCUUGAAUACUAAUUCAUAAACGCGAUGAAAUUUACAAUUUAGUUACUAGAUCGUAUAUCGUAUAUCUCAUGUAUGUAACACUGUGUAAGAACAUACAUAAAUUUAGUUCAUAAGCUCUGUACUAUUGAAGAAAUAAAUUUUUUUACGAAAUUAAAAAAAAUUCGCAAAUGCGGAUAAUCUUUGAACAGCGGUCGUUGACGAUA
This is a messenger RNA of Athalia rosae (coleseed sawfly), 3614 nucleotides long. Its product is annotated as facilitated trehalose transporter Tret1-like. Gene Ontology annotation, cellular component: membrane. The transcript has 2 exons. Lineage: Eukaryota; Metazoa; Arthropoda; Insecta; Hymenoptera; Athaliidae. Bases 1451 to 2848 code for a protein of 465 amino acids. Gene Ontology annotation, biological process: transmembrane transport. Gene Ontology annotation, molecular function: transmembrane transporter activity. The record is from RefSeq and is a predicted model, not a curated record.